AUACGGUGUUGUUUCAUGUUUACACAAUCUGUUAACGAUAUGUGGUCAGUCAAUUAUAAGUUUUCUAACGUGUAAACCUUAAAAGUUAGCAUGAUAGUAAAGUAAGUUCUUUAAUAUAUUACUUCUAAGUCAUUCUUAACUAUGCCUAUUCGUAAUGAUGUUAUUCUUUCUAAACAAUGGACAACUUGCAAUAGCAGAAACAAUAUAUAAUCCGUAUUUUCACUUUCCUGGCGGCUCAGAAGCAUUUAUGGGAAUAAUAGUAACAAUCGCCAUACCAGUGGAUGCCAAUACACCGGGCGAAGUACUUUUAUCUACUAUUCUAGAAGGAAAUUACUUAGUACCCACUAAUGAAACUGAAUUUGAAUAUCCCCCAAACUUUGAAGAAUCUUCGGAAAGAGCGUUUUUCUAUGAGAUAUUAAAGAGGAAAAUUGAAGACUUUGGGUAUUCAGGGAAAAAAUGUCUACUAAGAACAGUUUGCGAGGCAGCUCAAAUGUCUAGUCUAAAUACUGGAGUAUUAGGAGAUAUUGUACACGUCCUUUUAUCACCAUCUUCUUCAAAAAUGGAAAACACAUUGAAGGAAUAUGAGGAUGCUGAGAGCCUAGGGAAGAAUAAUGAGUGCAAAUAUUACGAGAAAUUAUGUCCUUACAGUAUUUUAAACGCAAUUAGUAAAAUUAAAUUAAUGUCUCUUCUUCUCAAUGAUUAAGAAUUUAAAAAAAAAUCAUAAAAAAAUGUAUAUUUUUUCUCUAUGUAAUAAAAUAAAAAUAAUCUUUCAAAAAAUGUAUUUUAUCUUUCAUAGGAUUAUAAAAAAUCAGCUGUAAUAUUUUCCAGAUUUUAAC
Messenger RNA from Psylliodes chrysocephalus, 836 nucleotides. NCBI's taxonomy places the organism in Eukaryota, Metazoa, Arthropoda, Insecta, Coleoptera, Chrysomelidae. The record is from the annotation of a GenBank genome assembly.